Messenger RNA from Lottia gigantea (owl limpet), 526 nucleotides. RefSeq lists its product as hypothetical. Gene Ontology annotation, molecular function: calcium ion binding. The transcript is spliced from 3 exons. Lineage: Eukaryota; Metazoa; Mollusca; Gastropoda; Lottiidae. The annotation marks the transcript as partial. The record is from RefSeq and is a predicted model, not a curated record.
GAGGAACAUCACUACUAAAGAUCUAACCAAGAUGGCGUCUAAAGUUUUCAGUGAGUUUGUCCAACAGAAAGUUAGAAUGUGGUUUAAAAUGAUGGAUUCCAAUCAAAAUGGUUCCAUGGGAUUGGACGAUUUUACUCUGGUUGCUGAAAGAUUCGGCAAGGCGUAUCAACUAUCAGUGGAGGAGAAGAACACCAUCCAGAAAUGGCUAGGGAACGAUAUGGAGACUGGAACGAAAGUGUCUGAAAAUCGUUUCGUGGCCGCUUUCGGAGAAUUCGUCACGUCUAAUCCAAAUGUAGCAGACGACGCCAUGAGAGAAAUGGUAGGAGUGUAUUUCGACAUAUUUGAUCACGAUAAAGAUGGAGUUAUCUCUCCUGACGAAAUGAAGAUCGGAUUGAAAUGUUUCGGGAUGCAGGGAGAGAUGGCGGAAGCUCUGGGGGUCUUGUUCACUGAUUGUGAGGGCAAGAAAGAUCAAAUUACUCGCCAAUGCUAUGUUGAUAUGUGGGUCGACUUUCUGGUCGGAGAGGAU